AUGAGUGAAGUUGAUUUGCAGUCGUUUGCUGAGACUGGGCGCACCGCUCAACUCAAAGCAAAAUUCGAGAUAACUGAAGUAAAUCUAGCACUGAAAGAAUGCGGCUUCGGUUUCUUUCAUGUUCGGUUAAUAUUCACCGCGUUGGUCGGCUUGAUAGCUGGUGUCUUUAUGGGAAGCAGCACGUCUUAUAUACUUUCGGAAGCUGAAUGCGACCUCGAUAUGAAUUUGUUGGAGAAGGGCAUUUUGAAUGCUAUGCCUUAUUUGGGCAUGCUAACAUCCUGCAUCAUUGCUGGUUUCCUAACAGAUGCUUUUGGAAGGAAGACGUUCGUAGUACUUGGCUUUGGUGGUACAUUCAUCUUCACAUUUAUAUCUGGGCUCAGUCAAACGUACAUCGUGUUAACAAUUUCGAAAUUCUGCGAAGGAGUCUUUUUCGCCGCAUCAUACAGUUCUAUGUUAGCACUGACAUCCGAGUUCUGCCACGAUGGAGUGAGAGAUCAAAUAAUGAUAGUGGCGUCCUCUUUUAUUCCAAUCGGUCAAGUUGUAUUGGCUCUGAUGUCGUGGGGUAUACUUUUGCAGGAUUGGAAUGUUUCGCUAUUUGGUGGAAUGUUUGUCCUCCAUUCUUGGAACUACUAUUUCUUAGCGUUGUCUCUGUGGGCAUGCCUCGCGUGUAUAUUGUACGCUCUACUCCCAGAGAGUCCUAUGUACCACAUCUCUCAACACAACUACGAUGAAGCGAGGGAAGUUUUGAUCAAAGUGUAUACGGAAAACACGAGGAAAUCGGUGGAAACUUUCAAGUACAAGGAUCUAUGGAAGGAUAAGAUUGCAGUCAGCGAGAAACAAGAACCCAUGACAUUCCAGAAGCAGCUGUCAUCUGCGUUCCACAACAUCCGGCCGAUGUUUCAGAAGCCACUUGUGUGGUACCUUGUUCUGUUUUGCAUACUGAAUUUCAUCUCCAUGAAAAUAUACACAGUACUAAGAACAUGGUUCCCUCAACUAUCGACCAUCGUUGAACAUUAUUCUAACGAAACAAGCGAUCUAUGUGUCAUGAUUGAUUCGUAUACUCGAGAUCUGAAAGUAUCUGUGCCCGAAACGAACGGACAAAAUUGUAUUGAAGCACGAAGCGGUACAGAAACCUACAUCAACAGCGUCAUACUAGGUUCCAUCUGCUUCAUUCCACCUAUCGUCAGCAGUUUCCUUGUUAAAAAAGUGGGAAAGAGAAAUCUAUACAUUGUCUGUGGUUUUUUGACUAUGGCAUUGACGUUAGCUGUCCGGUGGUCCAACUCGAAGAUAUCUAUGGUUGCACUCUUCUCUACAGAUGUCGCCAUAUCUACUUUGAUGGCAAGUUUAACACAGACCAUGGUGUUGGAGUACUUCCCUACAACUACAAGAUCACUAGCAAUGGCUGUGGUUAUGACUCUAGGGCGAACUGGGAGUGUUUCAGGGAACAUUUUAUUCCCUAUACUCUUGGAUAUGGGUUGUGCCGUUCCAUUUUUUACUUUAGCAGCCAUCGUUGGAGUUACAACACUGUUGGCGUUUUUGAUCUCACCGAAAAAGGAAUAA
Leptosia nina is the source of this 1560-nucleotide messenger RNA. The record is from the annotation of a GenBank genome assembly. NCBI's taxonomy places the organism in Eukaryota, Metazoa, Arthropoda, Insecta, Lepidoptera, Pieridae.